Messenger RNA from Poecilia latipinna (sailfin molly), 1330 nucleotides. RefSeq names its product thiosulfate sulfurtransferase/rhodanese-like domain-containing protein 1. The transcript is spliced from 4 exons. The record is from RefSeq and is a predicted model, not a curated record. Bases 812 to 1156 code for a protein of 114 amino acids. NCBI's taxonomy places the organism in Eukaryota, Metazoa, Chordata, Actinopteri, Cyprinodontiformes, Poeciliidae.
GUAUCCAUGAUGGUACUGAUCUUAAUAUGUCUAUAGUUCCUGUUUUUUUUGUUUUUGUUUUUUUUUGUUUGUUUGUUUGUUUGUUUUGUUGUUUUUUUGUUGUUGUUUUUUUUUUUUUUUGGAGACAAUAAUUGUUGAAAAUAAUUGUACUAUAAUAUUGCACCAUUACAGAAACUAAAACUAACCCAUAUAAAUUAAGGAAUAAUUGAAAAAUACAAACCCAUUAAAAAAAACAAUAGUCUGUUUUGUUGACUUUACUUUUACAUUUUUAAAGUGUUAUUUCUUAAUGGAACAACAACAUAGAAAACUUUGUCACAAAUUGAAGGGAUUUAAAUCCACUGAUGAAAUAAUGAGAACCUGAGGACAUCAGGAUCCAGACAGAGCUGCCCUCACUGUGAUUUAGUUUUUCUUUAUUGAUUAUUGAACAAAUUGUCUUAAAAGAGUCUCUAAAUGUGAAAACAUUUGCAAUGAAUUAUCAUGUCAGUUUUUUUCAUGCUUGAUUUUCUUUCAUUGAAUAUUCUCUGCCAAUAUCUAAAAAGUUAGAUGUUUUAAUAGAUUAUUUAUUUGUUUUGACCCUUGAUAGAGGACCUAAUGAUUUAGAGCCCGGGUUGUAAUUGAAACACCUCCUCAACAGUGAUGCUCUUACAUAAUUAUUGGCUCCAAUACCUGAGUCUUCAAGGUCAGACCCGGCCCACUGAGUGAACCUGAGCCAAUUAUUUGCCACCAAGCUGCAUAAAAGCGGCGAUGUGGAAGAGGAGAAUUAAGCAGAGAUUCCUGAUUCAUCUCUAAAGCUUCACUCACGCAAACCAACAUGACAAACCCAGUCACAUACGAGGAACUGAAGGCUCUCCUGGCCAAAAGCAAAGAUCUGAUUCUGAUUGAUGUCCGUGAGACAGACGAGGUGAACAAAGGACGCAUCCCCAGGUCCACUCACAUUGCCCUUGGCACCGUCGAAACUGCCUUCAAAAUGAGCCCAGAGGAUUUCCAGGCCACAUACGGGAUUCCCAAACCUGCACUGGAUGCGCCUGAGCUGGUCUUUUACUGCCGGUCAGGGAAGCGGUCAGCAGAGGCCAUCAGCAAAGCCAGAGAACUUGGAUAUGUGACAGCACGUAAUUACACCGGCUCUUACCUGGACUGGUCUAGGAGGGAGGGAUAAAGAUUCACGUUGGAGAAGAGCCUCACACCGCACACUAUAUUUAUAUAAUUAUAUAAGCUGUAAAACCCUUCUAGACAUUGAUCAUGUUGGUUCUUAUAGAACACGUCUCUGAAUGUUAUUUGUGUGAAUAAGUAACUUGCAAAUAAAAUAAAAUUAUUUUUGUUCUUAAAAGUG